GGGACCUUUGCUUUGCCCCCCCAGGAGGAGGAGAGCUCUGGGGAGAUGGGUCCCAGGUGGGUGCGAGGGGCUGGGCGUGGGGCUGCUGGGACCACCCGGCCUCCCAUUGGGAGCCCUGUGGCCCCCCCCACCUUGGCCCAGGUGUAAAAGCCAUCAGUGGGGGCUGCCCCUCCUCCUCCUCCUCCUCCUCCUCUCACCACGAUGAAGGCUCUCAGGAGAAGGUGGUUUGUGCUCUUCUUCCUCGCAGCCACAGCCUGGGCACGGGACGCCCUGGUCUCGGUGACAUGUGGCCGCGCGUGGCUUGCGGUGGCGGUGCCGGCUGGCCUCCUGGGGAGCCGCGUGGCUGCCGGGGAGCUGACGCUGGGGUCCGGCUGCGGGGUGACCGUCGUCGACGGGGACGGCUACCGGCUGGAACACCCCCUCGGGGGCUGCGGGACCACCCUGGAGCUCCUCCGGGACAGCAUCCGCUACAGCAACGUCCUCCAUUAUCGCCCCUCGGCCGGGGGCCCCGUGGCUCGUGCCAGACCCUUCUCCCUCCCCGUGGACUGUUACUACCCCAGGACGGGCAGCGUUUCCUCCAUGGCCAUCCAGCCCACCUGGGUCCCCUUUAGCUUCACCGUCGCCCACCGGAGACGCUUGCGCUUCGCCCUGGAUGCGUACGACAGUUCCUGGUCCUCCCGCCUGCUCCAGCCCAGCUAUUCCCUGGGGGAGCUGAUCAACAUCCAGGCGUCAGUGAGCGCGGACCCCCCCCUGCCCCUCAGGCUCUUCGUGGACCGGUGCGUGGCCACCCCCAGCGCAGCGGCGGCCGCCGGGCUGAGACACGAGGUCAUCGCUGACAACGGGUGCCUCCUGGAUGGGCAACUGGGUCGUUCCCGCUUCCUCCCCGGGCACGGAGACGGCUUCCUCCGCUUCCAGCUGGACACCUUCCUCUUCCCCAACGCCUCCGGCAGCCAGAUCGACCUCCGCUGUCACCUCAAGGCUGUGGCAGAGGGGGCUGCCAGCACCGCCGGCAAAGCCUGUUCCUACGACCGCCUGGCGGCCGCCUGGUGGUCCCCAAAUGGGGACGACUGCUCGUGCUGUGGCUCUCCGGCCGGCUGCGGGGGCCGGCGGCGGCGCCGGCUGGCCGGCGGCGAAGGGCUUCUGGGGGAAGCCAGCGUCCGUCUGGGUCCCCUGGGGCUGCUCUCGGCGCUCCCCACAUCAUCCCCGGACCCCACGGCGCUCCCCACAUCGUCCCCGGACCCCACGGCGCCGAAGCCCAGCACAGCCCCGUCUCGCCGCCCCUCCGUCCCCGUGGUGCGGGGGGAGAAGAGGGACUCGGGUGAGUGCCAGCUGCCCCCCGCAGUGCUGGGGGGGGGUGGGUAG
Chroicocephalus ridibundus (black-headed gull) is the source of this 1362-nucleotide messenger RNA. RefSeq names its product zona pellucida sperm-binding protein 3-like. Lineage: Eukaryota; Metazoa; Chordata; Aves; Charadriiformes; Laridae. The transcript has 8 exons. The record is from RefSeq and is a predicted model, not a curated record. Bases 202 to 1362 code for a protein of 386 amino acids.